UGACGUGUCGUGCUGAUUAUUCAACAGAAAAUUAGGUUGUGUGAUGAGAUAGAAUAACAUGCACUGAAUCGAAGAGUGUAAAUCACGCAUUGCACUAAACCGAGACAAAAUGAGCUGGUUUGAUACAACAGGCAUAGCCAAUUUAGCCAAAAAUGCGUUGAAAGAAGCUCAAAAACAGAUUGAUAAAGCGCUUGAUAUCAAAGAUGAAGAUGAAACGGCAAUUUUUAAUGUAUCAAACGAACCUGCAGGAAAAAGUGUUAAUGAAAUGGAAUCUCGCCUACUCAUAGCAUUGGAAACCUAUCUCUGCCUGAAUCACUUAACAGUAUUCCAUGGAAUGCAUCCGAGGAUAACCUCGGUGUAAACUCCGUUGGAAAGAAUACAGCACCUGCUGAUAGUUUAAGUGAUGUCGGUUAUAAUUUAUCAAUAAUGUUCAACAAUACAUCACUCUUGGAAACUUUACAAUCAACGCUAAAGCAACGGGAUGGCGAGGUGUACCAACUGCAAUGGGAAGUUUCUCGAUUUCAACAAGAACGCAAUAUACUUAGUUCGGAAAUUUCAAAUCUUACAAUGGAACUAGACAAUGUUCGGGAACGUUUUGAGCGGAGCAUCCGUUUGGAGGCGGAACAUAAAGAUUUGCAAAAUCGGUACGAUGCACUGCUACAAAUGUACGGAGAAUCAGUAGAAAAAACUGAAGAAUUGCAGCUUGACCUGGCAGACGUAAAAGAAAUGUAUAAAAUACAGAUCGAUGAUCUGCUCCAACGACAGCGUGAUUUAAUUGCUUCUAUGAGCCAUCACUCUUCACUAUUAUCAUCACCUGGGAACAAUUGCUGAGUUGAAAAAAUUCUUCAUUCCUUUAUUUUAAAAUGAUUGUUUUUACUUAUAGAGAUAAUUUUAAAUCUUGUCCUUACUCGUCUUUAUUCAUGGCAGUUUUGCCCAAGCGUGGAUUAACAAUCGUUAACAACAAUACAUGAAAAAUUUGUGUAAAUUACAUUAAAAGAUAUAGUAUACCAUGACUUAAUGUUCAAAUGUUCGUGAAAUACAGCUGCAAUUGAGAUUAAAA
Anopheles stephensi (Asian malaria mosquito) is the source of this 1060-nucleotide messenger RNA. RefSeq names its product TATA element modulatory factor-like. The record is from RefSeq and is a predicted model, not a curated record. Gene Ontology annotation, cellular component: Golgi apparatus; endoplasmic reticulum. The transcript has 3 exons. Lineage: Eukaryota; Metazoa; Arthropoda; Insecta; Diptera; Culicidae. Bases 427 to 831 code for a protein of 134 amino acids.